GAGCCUGAAUAUUAACCAAACAAGCCUCCACACCCUGCAGUCUAGGGAAGUUCCUCUGCAUUCUUGCCAUACAUGCACACACACACACACACACACACACACGCACACAUAUACACAAAAACGUAUGCACAUAAAGAGGAAAGCUGUGAGGACUCUGCGGGCUGAGAGGGGGUGCGGUGCGGUGUGGUCGGGGUGGGCCUGCCGGAGGCCUGCUGAACGACCGGAGACCAGACGCUCAUCAUCCAGGCCCCGCCAGUGCCAUCAUGAGUAAGGCAGGAUGCGACGAAGAUGGAGGAAGUAUCUCCGAGGAGAACCCUGAGAAGUCGCCUCGUGACAAACCCCCGGGUGCUCCGACAACAGGGCCGGGAUGGACGAAGGUUAGCUGCCCCUGUUGUGUGUCAGAGCGGGUCGAGCCACUGGUUCUGGUGAAACUUGGCGAGAAGGUCCGUCCUGAGACAAAAAGGUGGCUCCUCAAGUUGAUUGGCACUCCUCAGAAAGAUGGAGGUGCAUCAUUACUGGCCCAUCCGGGUGAAGAUGCCACUGGUGAUAUCAUCAUGGUCUCUGCCCCGCGGUGCACAUUGCUACAAGCCACCGAGGAGUUGGGUCUGUGCAAGACGUACAACACCGGGGAAAUGGAGACGUUCUCAUACGACGACAGAGACAACUUUAGACACUCAGACAACAUGGAGAUCUUCCUGACGCUGGCUGAGAGACAGUACAUAGUAAAGUAUGAGCUGGAGGGUCUGCGUGCGCAGAGGGAUGUGAGGAUACCUGGACUGGCUGACAAGUACACCCUUCAGCACCGAGACAACAUUUGGCAGAAGAUGAGCUCCGCUGGUGUGGUCGUGGACACGUUCCCUCUUCAUAACCGGGUAAAACUGAAAGAGCUCAGUAAAUCCUGGUACUCUGGGAACCAGCUGUCACAACCACUGGAUUCAGUCAAUGCAUAUUUUGGAAGCGCAGUGGGCUUCUACUUCAGCUUCCUUGAUUUCUACACCUGGUCUCUGCUGCCACCUGCUAUGCUGGGUCUUUCCAUCACAUACUUCUCCAGUGAGGUGCAGAAGGAAGCGGUGGAGGCAGUGGCUGGCUCGCAAGCCGAGAUCUACAACGAGGAGUCUGGACUGGCCGUCAGCGGUCACAUGAUCCAGGCUGUGUUCAGCAUGCUCUGGUCCACUGUCUUCAUGGAGCUGUGGAAGCGUCGCAGCUCGUCCAUGUCUUACCGCUGGGGGACCCUUCACCUCGCCGAGCGCUUCGCAGAGCCUCGGCCCGGUUUCCACGGUGAUCUUGGGUUGAACCCUGUCACGGGCCGUGUGGAGCCCCUGUUUCCUGAAUGGCAGAGGGAUCUGCGGACGGCGCUGGUCUCCAUCCCGGUGGUCGGACUGUUUCUGGGCAUGGUGGUCCUCGGUAUGCUGUGUUUCUACUGGGGGGAAAACCAGGUGAUGUGGCUCCAUGAAGAAUGGGACUCAAUGGUGUCUCAGACGUUACUCUACGCACCCUCUGUGCUUCACAUUGUCUACACGAAUGUGCUGGCUACUGUUUACAAAACCGUGGCCCAGUCUCUGACUGAAUUUGAGAACCACAGAGAAGAGUCUGCCUUCCAGAACCACCUAACAGCCAAAGUCUUGGUGUUCACAUUCUUCAACUACUUUGCAGUCCUCUUUCACAUUGCAUUCGUCAAGCAGGAUGUGCCUUUGCUUCGUAAGCGCCUGGCGUCUUUGCUGGUCGUUACCCAGUUGGUGAACCAGGUGACAGAGGUGGUGGUGCCCUUCCUGGUGGACCGCUUCGUUAGCGCUCCCCACAGGAAGGAGAGUGAAGAUGACCCAGAGGAGGACAAAUUUAGAAAUCAAAUCACACUGCCUGUGUUCCCGGGCCUGUUUGCAGAGUACAUUGAGCUCCUGGUGCAGUUCGGCUAUCUGAGUCUUUUCUCGUGCGUCUACCCUCUGACGGCCGUGCUGCUGCUCAUCAACAACGUCACAGAGAUCCGCUCCGACGCCUACAAGAUCUGCAAACUCUUCCGCAAGUCCUUCUCCGCCCCCGUGGCCAACAUGGGUGUAUGGCAGAUUGCUUUUGAGAUCCUGAGUUUCGUCGCGGUCAUGUCAAACUGCUGGCUGCUGACGCUGUCGCCGCAAUUGCAAAGGUUGCAUCACGAGGGCCACGUGAGCAGCACCAACAUUGUGCUGAUGGCCAUUAUGGCCGAGCAUGUUCUCAUCAUAGUCAAGGUGAUUGUGGCAGCCCUCAUUCCGGAUGAACCAGACUGGAUCAGAAAAAAGAAAGCCCACAUGCAGUACACAUCCAUGCAGGCUUUACGACAGCAGAACCUGCCUUCUGAGGAACCCUGAAUCUGUUUCAAUGUGUGAGCAACGGAUCAACAACACAGAAAAAAAAGAACAAAUUUGAGCUUUAAUAGCAUGUUUCUGUACCCGUAUACACUUCAUAGGUACUUUUAAAGGUGCCAUUUUAUACUUUGGAGACAAGUCACAUGCUGUUUAUUUUAUUGAGAUUGGGGGGGAAAAAAAUGAAUUUUAUUUCAAAUUCAUACUAGGGAUAUAUAUAUUAUAUCAGCCUUAGAUGAAGAAAAUCCUAUCCAAUGUGACUAAAAAGGAACCCAAAGUGCAAAGUAAAGGCUCAAAGGGCUAAUUAUAGCAGCGGAAUAAAUAAUAUGUAUAUGCACAGGAAGAGGACGAAUUUAAGAAAAAUGGAAAAAAUCAAAAGCAAAGUUGUUUCUAAUCAAAUUUUUAACUGUGCAAGGCAGGGUUUCCCCCCCAUAACAACAUUAAUAUUGAUUGUCUUCAAAGUCCCAACUGGCAGCUUUAAUUCCACCAAGCUUCUUGCUUUUAAGCCACACGGUGCAUCAACAAUGUACACCCUCUGAGUUGCACUUCCCUAUCACACACGCACUUAAAAGUGCAAUUCAGACUUUAGAAUGUUCAACGUGUGGUCCCUUUCUGGAACAAUAUGUGGAAACUGAAUGGAUACGCUGUUUGUUGUACAGGAAA
Phycodurus eques (leafy seadragon) is the source of this 2996-nucleotide messenger RNA. RefSeq names its product anoctamin 10b (gene ano10b). The record is from RefSeq and is a predicted model, not a curated record. The transcript is spliced from 16 exons. Bases 264 to 2339 code for a protein of 691 amino acids. NCBI's taxonomy places the organism in Eukaryota, Metazoa, Chordata, Actinopteri, Syngnathiformes, Syngnathidae. Gene Ontology annotation, biological process: chloride transmembrane transport. Gene Ontology annotation, molecular function: chloride channel activity. Gene Ontology annotation, cellular component: plasma membrane.